Engraulis encrasicolus (European anchovy) is the source of this 4414-nucleotide messenger RNA. RefSeq lists its product as uncharacterized. The record is from RefSeq and is a predicted model, not a curated record. The coding region runs from base 119 to 1792 and encodes 557 amino acids. Gene Ontology annotation, molecular function: lipid binding. The transcript has 5 exons. Gene Ontology annotation, biological process: lipoprotein metabolic process; lipid transport. Gene Ontology annotation, cellular component: membrane; extracellular region. Lineage: Eukaryota; Metazoa; Chordata; Actinopteri; Clupeiformes; Engraulidae.
CAACAGUGAGAAAAUAAACAAAGACAAACUCACAAGGCUCAUUUUAGAAAUGGGGCAGGCGGGCAGAUGAUUUCAAGCUCACUGAAGUGCCUGAGCUGAUGUUCUCUGAGUGAUCAUCAUGGAACCUUAUAAACAAGCGAUGGCUGGUAAACAGAAAAUAAGAAAGGACCUGGAGGAGACACUGGGUAAUUACAUCUCUGACACCUUCAUCUACAUCUACAUACUGAUGGACUUUUCUAGCAAGGUCGACAAAUGGAGCCUCCAGAGGGACGAGGAGGUGGCUGCCAUGAGAGACAUCCAUAUCAGGGACGAAAACAUGGAAGCCAAGUUUGAAGAUAUCAAAAAGUCCAAAGAAAAGGUCAAAGCUGUGAAGGAAUACGUGAAGAAAGGCCUGACUUCCAUGACGGCUGACAGCAAACGCCAGGAGCUGGAGAAGGAGCUGGGCGCUGUCCUGAAGGACACCCUGGAGGGGCUGGAGAAGAUGCAACGCUUCCUGGAAGCGGUGGAGAAACUGGCCGUCACGUCGCUCUUUGUGUUUCCCGACUUUCAUCGCCUGCCAAAUGGCAUGAGCCCAGCAGCUGUCCGUUCAGUCAUCUUUGCAGCCAGGAUGGCCGCUCCUCUCCUGGUCCACUUCAAGAGGGACGACGCUGCUUUCUUCUUCCCAAGCUUGAAUAACGUGGAGGUCCUGGCCUUCCAGCUAGACAAAUACAUAUGCAUCUCACAGCAGCUCUGUGAGCGGAUUGGGAAGAGAUUAAAGAACAUACCCUAUGCAGGAGAUGACUUUAGGAAAUCUAAGGGUGACUUUUCCUACAUUCCCAUGAACAAGACUGCUGUGUCUUUGCAGUCUAUGCUGAAUCAUUUGGACCAGUUAGUCUACAUCAGGAGAAACCAGGACAUCAGGCUGGCGCUGCUGUUCAGGGAAGCUGCGUUGAACUUCAUCGGCCUGUUAAGCAGACGCCGUGACCAGAUGCGUCAGUUCCUGUCCGAGCUGGAGAAGAGCGCAGACCAGCUGGACAGGAUGAAAAAAGGCGCCAGCGUCUCCAGCGUGGCUGGCAGCUCGGUGGGUGUUGCGGGGGGAGCCCUGUCCAUCGCGGGCCUGGCUCUGGCCCCUGUCACCGCGGGCGUGUCCCUCAUCCUCACCAUGACCGGAGUCGGCCUCGGGGUGGCCAGUGGCGUCAACAGCCUGGCCACGGGCAUCACCGGGAUGGUCAUCAACGGCAAGCACGGCAAGCAGGCCAACGCCAUCUUCCAGAGCUUCAUCCAGGACGUGCAACGCAUCCUCGCCUGCAUGGAGCAAGUGGCCAGCCACACGGAGCCUAUCGUGAAGCCAGGCAAAGCGGAGGUGGUGCUGGGGACCGGGCGAGUCGUAGCCAAGGUUGCCGGGCUGGGGAGAAGCAUCGACGCCCUUGUGGACGGGGCCUCUGCCUUGAAGGUCAUAGGCGGCAAGGAGGUGAGCUCCAUCCAGAGCCUGGCAACUGACAUACCGGCUGACAUCGGGCAGGUGGCCAAGGGCACUCCGCUGGCACUCUCCAGCUCGGCCCGCUCAGGGUUCAUGGCCCUCAACUCGCUCUUCAUCGGCCUGGACAUCUUCUUCAUCUGCAAAGACGGCACGAGUCUGGCCAAAGGGAGCAAAAGCAAAGUGGCCCAGCUGAUCCGCUCCAGGGCUGCUCUGUGGCGCUCUGAGUUGGACUCCUGGGAGAAGAUGCACGAGUCUCUGUGCAGAGGGAUCUGGAGAUUCAGAAGGAGUCAGACUAUGCUGCAGCAGCCAUUUUACCCCAAAGUGAUGCGCUGAGGAGAGUAAGUGAAGAUAGACGAGGAAGGGAAAAUGCAUAUUUACAUACAAUGCACACACACAGAAAAUGUAGUGGGUUUUUUUUUGUAUCGGAAUGUAUUUACUGUAACUUACAGGUAUACUGUAUUUUUAAACACACACAUGAACAUACAUAUUAUUAAAUGUACAUACAUAUAAUUAAAUCAUUAUUUUUCUGUCCACUAUCACAGCACAUAGAAAUAGCAAUGUUUAUUUUCACCACUAGAGAGGGCCAUCCACCGUAGGGAGUUUCUGUAAGAGGAGGACACACCUCUGACUGCUCUCAACAUGCUCAGAUUGUUUCUUAUCUGUGUCAGUAGUAAGAAAGAAGAACCAACCGACUAGCCCAUGCUGAGUCAUGUUCCGCAUUUCCCUUCCAGCAAAUGAGAACAACAUUGUGAAUGUCCAUAAAAAAGACUGAAGAAACUUGCUUCACAGAGCACUUUGCACACAGUACGGACAGUGCCAAGCUUGGCGCUCCUAAGACGAGCACUUAUUCUCAGAGGAGCACUUAUUUUUCACUCUCUGCACAUUUGUGUGACAUGUUAGUGAGAGGAACUGAGUCCUUGACCACUAGCUGACUGAUUGGCUGACUGCCAAGACUGAUGGGAAAAUCUACUCCGCUCUUCUUUCGAGUUUUGAAGCUUUAAUCAUUUUACAUUGCAGUAAACAUGCUUAUUAUGUUGAAACAUUUGUUUAGUCAUGACAUAUUUUAAGUGCUUUGUGUUAAAAAUAAAUUGGUUGUGCUACUGGGACUGCAGCUCACUGUUAUGUAAAAUGUUCCUUAAAUGUUUGCUUCUGUCAAGAACUCCACCCUCAUGGCAACCAUUGCCACAUGGCACUCUCUUGCUGUGAAGUUACGACCCACAUCCUGACUUCAUCAUGUCACCUGAGUGGUAAACCUCUAAUAAUGAUUAACCAAACAGACAUACCUGUAUGUGUUCUAAAUAAAGAGUGAGCAGCCAGUACUAUCUGGACCUCUUGGUGACUCUUCUACAUAAGAAAGACAGUGGCAAACGCUAUGCAGAAUUUGAAAGAAUAACUUUAUUUCUUAUUGCCAAUGCAUGGGCUCCAUAAAAUGUAGCCUAUGUGCAUUACAAAUUUCACAUAGAAAGUAGUUUUAAUGUUUUCCUAGCUUAAAUUCGUAAAAGACCUAACAUUUAUUUACAACAAACACGUUUCAUAUGUUGGUAAACAUUACAUCCAUAACGAAUGGUGGACUUGUGCUUUUGUAAUAUUUCAUUUUUUUCUGUAAUUUCUAUUACACUUGUAAUCCCCCCAAACCCCGCAUCUGGUUCGCUUAUACAUGAGAUAGCAAGAGAAAUAGACAAAGACGCGACAUCCGUCAAGUGCAAGUAGUGUUAAGACCACCAAAUAGCUGGAGAUUCACAAAAAUAGCUAUUUGCCUGACAUUUUUCAUUCAACAUCUUAUACCAAGUCCAUGUGGCAUUCUAGAGUAAACAUGCCUAUUAUGCAUUUAGCCAUUAGGACUGAACACAAUGCUCACUGUAGAAAUGUACACGGAAUUUGCUCUAAUACAGAGCAGUUUGAUUCAUUCCUUUUCCAAGAGUGCAGACACACUGAACGAGUACAUGGCUGGAAGAAUGCUUAUAUGUGACCAGACAUUAAGAUGGUGAGAGCAAGAGGUGAGAUCAGAAAAAUAAUCAUAAUCUGUCUGAUGAUUCACCACAUUCAGCUUCAGCAACAUGCCACAGAGCCAUCCAUGUGCUACUGGACAAAAAAAUGAAGGACCACUACAAUUUACAGCUUAUGGUUGAUAUGAAUAGUAAGGGGGGAAAAAAACGUCAGUUGAAAUGUUGUUUGGGAUUUCACUAUUUUGUGAUAUAAAGAUAAAACGAUUAGAAAAGAGCAGCAAUGCAGAUUCAGGACACAUUUCCUUUACAGGUCAUCCUUUUCAAUUACAUAUAGUAUCAUAACGCGACAGCAUUAAGAUAAAUUGCUACCAUGACGCCAGAGUGUUUUCAGCUUGUCAUUUAUAGAGUGCAAUACUGUAAACAGGGCCGCUGACAGCUUUUCCUGGGCCCAGGACAAAGUCAUCUGAACGGGCCACCCAUCCAAUACAUAAUGUAAUGAGGACCUAAUUUUGGGCCCCCUCUCUCCUGGGCCCGGGAAAACAGACUCCUUUGUCCACCCUUGUCAGCUUCCCUGACUGUAGGUACCACAUCUUCCUGUGACAUACUGUAAGUGUAACCCAUGGUGGUAGCAUGGCUGGUCUGGAAAAGUACAAGCAGUUGUAUCAGCUUCAGGUGCUGGCUGUACUUGAAAUGCCUAAGCGACUGAACAAAAUCAUUCUUACUGUAAACCAAUUUACUUCUUCUACUGAGGGUUUGCACCUGAGUCAGGGGCGUAGCUAUAGGAAGGGCAAGCAGGGCACUUGCCCCUGGGCCCAUGGCCCUCCCGUAAUGGUGGUGGAGGCACUAUUGUGAGAUUGGUAAGCUGUAAAGGGGGCCCUGUAAGUGUCUUGCCCUGGGGUCCUGUGUGCAAGUGUUCCGCCACUGACCGGAGUACUAAUAUGGUGCAUGUAAAAAUACUAAAAUGCUAAAAUACAGCAUUUUAGUAUUGUAUAAACUAACCCAAUGUAAA